Phyllopteryx taeniolatus (common seadragon) is the source of this 9178-nucleotide messenger RNA. Its product is annotated as regulator of microtubule dynamics protein 2. NCBI's taxonomy places the organism in Eukaryota, Metazoa, Chordata, Actinopteri, Syngnathiformes, Syngnathidae. Bases 211 to 1623 code for a protein of 470 amino acids. Gene Ontology annotation, molecular function: microtubule binding. The transcript has 13 exons. Gene Ontology annotation, cellular component: cytoplasm; mitotic spindle pole; spindle microtubule. The record is from RefSeq and is a predicted model, not a curated record.
UCAGUGGCUUCUCUUAUGUCUUCUUGCUACUGCCUUGCCUCCGGUCUCUGCCUCGGCGCUGCACUUAUUUCAACUGGGACGUAGGCCGGACAGCUGUUUUUGAAUUGCUCUUCGGCUCCUAUUCCUCUCUGAAACGCUGUGGCGGUGUUGCUGAAUGCUCUGAAAACCCCGCCCAUUGGAACUUCAGCUGUCAUUCAAAUACGUGCCUUCAUGCUUAAGCUGGGAGAGGAGAAUUCCCAGCAAUGCACACUGCACGUUCUCACCGGCCGCACAGAGGCACUAUGUGGCAACCAGGCAAAGACACAUAUGGGCCCACUGGUGAAUGGAGCUGUGGACAUAAAUCACAGGCCUUCAAGGAUGGCCCAAACAGACAGCAAAGUCCUGAUUCUGGGCGCAUUGGCUGGAGUGGCUGGCAUUGGCUUGGCUGUGGCAUGUUACCAGGGCUAUAAGAUGAGACGGAGAGCCUCAUUGCCAGCGCGUUACCUAUGCACUAAUAAUGAACUUAGACUGGGCAUGACGUUAAUGAAUAGUCCCGGUCUACCUGGGGACCAGAUUGAGGUGUUGGACCGCCUUGAGGCCCUACUUCAAUGUGUGUCAGAGCUGAAGGAUGAGAUGAAAGCAUUGAAGAAUGCCUUGCCGAUGCGGCAUGGUCAAGUUGGCGAAGAGCUUGCGGGAGGUGAUAGGACAGAGGCACAUCGAGCUGCUUCUCUCCAUAGGACCACACCAACACGGAGGAAAAGGGCUGGAGGCAGCAUCGCUGGGGCCAUACCAGGGGGGCGAAGCUCUGAAGAAGCGGAGAGUGAGGGAGGGUAUAUAACUGCACUGACUGACUCAGAUGAAGAGGAACAAAGCGAUGAUGAACAGUGGGAUGAAAGGCAGGAGACAAGAGACAAGUUAACUUGCUUACUUGAGAGGAUCGACUCUUUGCAUCAGGGCACAGACUCUGACAAAAGAGAAAGUCUGCACAUCUUAACAACACUACGAGAGGAGUUUGGACAGAACUCAACAUUUCUUUGGCGUCUAAUCAGAGCAUAUUGUGACGUUCAUGACAUCAGCACCACGCUUGAAGAAAAGAAGAAUCAUGCAGAAACUGGAAAGAAGGUUGGUGAGGAUGCAGUGGCGCUGAAUCCUACAUGUGCUGAAAGUCACCAGUGGUAUGCCAUCAUGUGUGGAAUUAUGGCCGAAUAUGACACAGUGCAGAACAAGAUCAAGAAUGGCUACAUUUUUAAGGAUCAUCUGGAUAAAGCCAUCGAACUGAAGCCUCAAGACCCCCUGUCCUACUACCUGCUGGGACGCUGGUGCUAUGCUGUAGCCCAGUUAUCUUGGCUUGAGAGGAAAGUUGCUGCUGCAUUGUUUGGAGAACCUCCCAGCGCCACAGUUGAAGAUGCACUGAAGAAUUUUCUCAAGGUUGAAGACAUCCAUCCAGGAUAUUCCAAACUCAAUUAUGUUUUCCUUGCUAAGUGUUACAGAGACGUAGGGUAUAGGAAGAAGGCGAGGGAGAUGUGUGAAGCGGCUGCGUCAAUGCAGUCGGUUUCAAAAGAGGAUGAAGAAGCACAGAAGGAGCUGGACCUUCUCUGCCCCGAACUUGGAGUGUUAGACCCUGAAGACCAACUGGAUCUGUAGCUUCUACUGCUGUAGACAACGUGUGUAUGCAAUGAGUGCACUGAGACCAUUAGAGUUCUCUCAGUGAGAGGCAAGUUUGUUGAGUUGCGUCAUCACUGGGAGCAAAUUGAGUGAGUCAGUGUUCAACUGAAGAGGAACAUGAUGAUCUGCAGGAAUAUAGUCAGUUUAUUGUUAUGGUUUGCGUGGCUGGGCCCUUGUUGGAUACCUGCGGUCAUCACUAUAUUUCACAUAAUAAUUAACUCCUUCACAGUGUGGAACUUGUUGCUACUAACUGUUCCGUCCUGUUUGUGAACAUCAACAACAACAAAAGGAGCAAUUACAUAACCAAAACAGUCGGUGACUACUUCUUGUCCUGUCCUUGCUGAUACCUGGCUCUCUUUUCCUGCACCCUGCUCUUUGCGCCUAUCUGACUAAGGGUCAUAUUCUCCUCUUCAUGUGUCUUUUUUUUUUUCUUAAGCUCCUGACUUGCACACCUUCCAGGUACGCGCAUUCUCCUGUAAUGACUUCUGGCCCACCCACCGAGAGUAAGCAGCUCAUGUGUACACAACCACUAAAGAGGUGUGAAUCAUUGAAGUCUGAGCCUGGCUGUGUGGAGUUUUCCUGAGACAUUUGGAAAAUAUCAUAUUAUAUAUUAUAGAAUAUAUUGUCUUAGUAGUAUUGGCAAAAGUGUUCGGUAGGGCUCCACGUUUAUGGCCAAAAUAAUAAUCACGAUAAUUUUGAUCAGUAUUAUCAUCACGAUUAUUAAUUAUGAUUAUUCCUCAUGUUAGGGAAAAGUCUUAAUUUUUAUUGCACUACUUUUCAACAUAUAAUAUGUUUGUUUUCAGUGAAAAAUUAAUCUGUAAAUAAGAAUAAAUGAUAGAUAAUAAUAAAAAAUAAAUGUACCCCAAAGUGUUCUACUUUACCAAGGGGUAACUGAAUAAAUAUGCUAUUUACAAAGUGCAAUCACGAAUUACAAAUUGAAAAAUCCCCGUCGUCAAUAUCCGGAAUUUUCAAGGACAGUUGUGAUUUCCCCUCUAUAUUUACUUCUGCCGUUUUGUCAUUGCGGUCUGGCCAGCCGAAAAGUUGAAGUCAUGCAGCUGCUACAGUGGUUGUUAUUAGUGUCUUGCCUUGACACGUUGCCUCUCUGCCAACAUGCUGAGAGGGCCAACUUCAAAAUAAAAGUUUAAUAUUUUACAACAUUGGACAUCAAUGCCAUUUUAGGCUUUUAUUUUGAAUUUGCCCUCGGAGGGCGGUGCCAGCGCUUCAUGAAGCCUUAACCAUAUGUUCGCCCCCUGGUGGCUGGCUGACUAGGUUGUGGGUAUUGCUGCAAAUGAACCACUUUUCAUGUGCAGCAGUGCCCGCUUUUUAUAUGUAAAAAAUCGUCUGUGCACCAGUGCACAAAGCAAGGUCCGUGAAGGCAUGGAUGAGAGAAUGUGGUAUGGAUGAAUUUGACUGGCCUGCACAGAGUCCUGCCUUCAACCUGAUGGAACACCUUUGGGUUGAUUUCGAGCAGACAGUGAGCCAGGCCUUCUUGUCGAACAGCAGUGUGACCUGACAAAUAUGUUCCUGGAAGAAUAGGCAAAAAUUCCCAUAAAAUCACUCCUAAACCUUGUUGAAAGGUUUCCAAAAAGAGUUGAAGCUGUUAUAGCUGCAAAGGCUGGACCAACAUCAUAUUAAAUCAAAUGGAUUUAGAAUGGGAUAUCACUUAAAAUCAUAUGUAAGUCAAGGCAGGUGAAUGAAUACUUUUGGCAAUAUAGUGUAUAUCACACUUUAAAUGUGAAAUUAACUUCCGUCACGGAUACGGAAGUUAAUCCUCACCAGUGAUACGUGCACCGCUCCAACAUACUUUGUUGGAUAGCAUGUGUUUUUCUCUGUAUAAAAUAAAUCCAAUAAAAGUAACUUAAGUAGAAUGCUGUGCUUAUGACUGAACGCAUGUUUGGAGGUCCAUCAUAGGAAAGUGGGUGAGCCAGCUGUUUUUUUUCAGCAGUGCCCUGCAACCAGCUUGUGCCACAGACCGUCACUUAAGCGUAUUUUACGACCGUAAUAGCUGAAAUAACAAAUUAUUCAAAAUCUAACCCACCAUCGCGGCAUUACGAUGAUUGCAGUUGAUGUGAGCGGAACUUCCAGAUAAACUCCAAGCCGCACCAGCAGAAGCUCAAAUGUUCCUUGCCUGUGACAAGAGUUCCAUGCAUGGUGCGAAAAUCUUACACCAGUUGAUAUAGUAUGUCGACGUUGACCCGUCUGCCUAAUGUGGUAGGGACACAUUACGGCCAUUGUGCAGUCGGUGAGUGUAUAUGGGCCAGGUGUUUCUCACACCGUCAGCACAAGUCGCAACUCAGCACGAGGGCUGUCGGAGCAGUUAACUGAAUCAAAACGUGCUGUAUGAUUUUGCACCUUCAUGGGGCACUAGACCUACAACAGCCUCUGAAGUGUGGAAGAGGAAAUGUGCCUAAGUCCGCAGGAGAAUGCGCGAAGGGCCUGAUUUUACACAGAACGCCCUCAAAUCAGGUUUGUUCCACCCAAGAGUGCGUAGCUGGCAGGAGGGUGCAGUCCAGAUUUUAGUUGAUGGGAGUGCUCGCGCAGCCAGAAAACCGCGCAGCUGCAUGCCUUUUCUGACUUACGUGCCCGGGAGAAUAUGGCCCUUAAUGAAUUAACCCCAACAUGUAAUGAUCACAAGGUGUUGUUUUAUGAACAGUAAUGAGACCUAUUGAUUGACAUUGUUGAUGCUGAAAUGUAUUCAGAAUGAAAUGGACGGCAUUCAUCAUUGACUUUCUCGCCAAUGACACACUUCCUGUGAUUCAGUUCCUGUGAUGGCAUGUAGUUCCUCUCGCUACCAUUUAUCAAGUGAAUACAACCUCUGUGCACACUUAAAAGCUAUUCCUCAUGGGCAGAAGAGAACCUACAGUAGAUAUAAAAAAAAAAUCUACACACCUGUUCAACUGCCAGAUUUUUCUGAUGAAAAAUUAGACCAAGAAACAAAUGUUUUGAAACAUUGAAACAACACCUUUUCCACCAUUAAUUUGAUGUAUAACCUGUACAGCAAUUUUUUUUUUUUAAUUAAUGGAUGGAUUCAUCUUUUAGAGAAGAGAAGUAAAAAUAUACUGAGACAAUGUGGUUGCACAAGUUUGCACGCCCUCUUAUAACCGGGUAUGUGGCUGUUUUCAGAAUUAACCAAUCACAUUCAAACUCAAUGUAAAAUGGGCGUCAGAACACAUUCCACCAUUUUAAGUGCCUCCAAUUAACCAUGUUAGGCUUUUCUUGACUUUUUUUAAGAACAACAUACCUACAGUCAGUGGCAGUGGCAGCAUAGGGUAUUGGGGUUCUUUUUCUCUUGCUGAAACUGGGGCCUUAGUCAAUGUUGAGGGAUUUAUGAACAGUUCCAAAUAGCUGUCUUCUGCUAGAAGAAGAAAAAAAGUCUGGAAAAGCCUUGUAGAACAGCUGGAAUUUAAUUUAGGUUAAUCAGAGGCCCUUCAAAUGGUGUUAGGUGCUGACACCUCCUGUUUAACAUGAGUUUGAAUGUGAUUGGUAACGAAACACAGCCAUAACCCGAGUUAUAACAGGGUUUGCAACCGCAUUUUCUAUUAUUUGUUGAAAUACUUAAGACCUGUAUUUUGGCUAUUUAGACCUUCAUAGUGUCUCUCUAACAUGGACUUUGUAUAAAAGUGUCAAUUUCAUUGUCAUACAAGUGUCCAGAAAAGGCCCCUCUGACAGCUGCUUCUGUUUGACCCAGUUUUGUAUCCGCUUUCUCUACACUUGGUUAAGACCACGCCCUUUCUUCUGAUUGGUUGCCUCUGUGUAGAAGACCCACUUGUGUGAGCACACGUGUUUCUUAUGUUGACAGCGCUGGCUCGGAGCAGAAAGGAAAGGCGCAGAUCUUCGCUAGUGAUGUAGAUUAGCUUGAGAAAUUCUAAUUACCUGAGUUCAGGCCUACCAACACAAAAAUAUCUGGUACUUAGAAUGUGUGGACGAUUUUAAUUCAUAUUUCAUGUUUACUGAGGAACAAUUCAGACAAUAUUACUUCCCAAAUACUAGAAAAGGUUGGUUUGGCAAAAUAUGAAAUGCUUAAUUUUUUGGACCCUGACUGUGAUGACACGUUAUGCUAUAUGAAACACAAGGUAAGACCGGAUGGCUCGUUGAAAAGAAAAAGGGCUCCCACUAAUUACAACAACUGCAGUGCCGUGAAAAAAGUAUUGCCCCCCUCCUCAAAUUCUUAUAUUUUUGCAUCGUUUCCACACUUUAAUGUUUAAGAUCAUCAAACAAAUGUAAAUAUCAGACAAAUGUACUUAAAACUUAAAAUGCUGUUUUUAAAUGAUUUCAUUUCAUUAUUAAGGUGGGGGGGGGGGGGGGGGGCUAUUCAAUGUUACCUGCCCCUGAGUUAAAAAUGGCCCCCUAAACCUAAUAACUGGUUGGGCCAUCCUCAGCAGCAACAACUGAAAUCAAGUGUUUUCUAUAACUUGCAACGAGUUUUUCAAAUCUUUCUGAACCUAUUUUGUCCUACUCUUCCUUGCAAUUGUUUGAAUUCAGCAAAAAUUGAGGGUUUUCGAACACAAACGAACAUCUCUUUGAAGGUGCCACUGCAUUUCACUCGGAUUCAAGUUUGGACUUUGACUCGGCCACUCCAAAACCUUCAUGUUGUGUUAUUAAGUCAUUCAGACAUUGAUUUGCUGCUGUGUUUUGGACCGUUACCCUGCUGCAGAACCCAAGUGCGCUUCAGCUUGAGGUCACAAACUGAUGGCGGAACAGUGUCCUUCAGGAAUGUCUGUUAAAUACCAUAAUUCAUGGUUGCAACAAUCACAACAAGUUGUCCAGGUCAUGAAGGAGCAAGAAGCCCAAGACCAUCACACGGCCACCACCAUAUUUGACUGUUGGUAGGAUGUUCUUUUUCUGAAAUGCUGUGCUACAUUUACACCAGAUGUAACUUUUUGGCCAGCAGUGGUUUUCGCCAUGGAACUCUGCCACGGAUGCCAUUUUUGCCCAGUCUCUUCCUUAUUGUGUCAUUAACACUGAGUUUAACUGAGGCAAGGGAGGCCUGUAGUUCUAUAGUUGUCCUGAGUUCCUUUGUGGCCUCCUGGAUGAAUCAUUGCUGUUCUCUUGGGGUAAUCUUUGUAGGCCGGCCACUCCUGGGAAGGUUCACCACUGUUCCAUGUUUUCUCCAUGUGAGGAUAAUGGCUCUCCUAUGGUUGGCUGGAAUCCUAAAGCUUUAGAAAUAACUUGAAACCCUUUCCAGACUGUUAGAUGUCAAUUACUUUAUUUCUUGGCUGUUCUGGAACUUCUUUGGAUCGUGUCAUUUUAUUGCAGCUUUUUUAGAUCUUUAGUCCAUCAUGAUUUUGUCGGGACAGAUUCUGUUUAAGUGAUUUGAACAGUUCUGGAGGUAAUCAGGCUUGGGUGUAAACAGUGAAAAUUAACCAAAAAUUGUGAGUAGCCACAAUUAAGUCAUGAUUCAACAAGGGGGGUAAUUACUUUUCCAAACAGGAACAGGUAACUGAAUAGUUUUGUUGUUUGUUUUUCAUUAAUAAAUGAAAUCAUUUAAAACCAGCAUUUUAAGUUUACUUGGGUUAUAUUUGUCUGAUAUUUACAUUUGUUUGGUGAUCUUAAAGUGGGGAAACUUUGUAAAAAUAUAAUUUGAGAAGGGGGCCAUUACUUUCUCACACCACUGUACAUUCAUGUUGAGUUGUAUUUGUAAUAAUUUGUUUUUAUUUAUUUCCAUGCCGUUCAAACAACAAACUGCUUUACUGUGCUGAAAAAUAUCAAUGAUGCCAUCAAUUAAUUGACUUUGAUUCUACUUUCGUCACAUUAUAGUUAAGUACAAAAAAUCUGAAGUCAUUCAACCCCUGCAACAGCGGUGUGUAGAUUUUUUUUAUAUCCCCUGUAUAUUUAAGCACAGACAUGAAUUAACACUUUACAUUUUUAAUUUAUAUUUUUAAGUUGGAAUUGCUCAAAUAUUUUAGAGACUGGUUCAACAAAGAAUAUUGACGAGAAAAAAAAAACUUUUAAGCACUCAAUGAAAUACAACAUUGUCUCAAUUAAACCCUCUUUUUUGUUUAUGUAUUUAUUUAAUCCAGACAUAAACAGUAAUUCACAAAGUGGUUUUAAAUGUGUUUUUAUGACUUGUGCGGUUAAAUAGAGCCAUUUAGGAGCAGGUUUUGUAAUAUUUUGUGGAUGUAGCAGAAAGUUUGAAUAUGUGAAAAUACUGAAUGUAAUUUUGGUGAAUAAUAUUAAAUUAUAAUGGUUGGGGAUUUGAUUUUACCACUUGUAUACAUUCCUUAUUGCUUUAAAAGCGCUACGCGAAAUGUAGACCUGAUGUAGGUUUGACAAGUAUGUAUUUUUCAUUCUUCAUUUUUAAAUCAUUUUACAUCUGAUUUUAUGGGAAAAAAAUUAUUUCUCACUUAUUUCUCACUUUACACAAGUACAGUCCCCUCCAAAAGUUUUGUAAUGGCAAGGUCAAUUCCUUUGUUUUUGUUGUAUACUGAAGACAUUUUGGUUUUAGAUCAAAGGAUGAAGGUGAGACAAAAGUGCAGAAUUGCAGCAUUUAUUUUGUGGUAUUUAUAUCGAGAUGUUCUGGACUGAUGAGACCAAGAUGAACUUCUACCAAAGUGAUGGAAAGGACAAAGUAUGGAGAAAGAAAGGAUCUGCUUACCAUCCCAAACACACAAGCUCAUCUAUGAAGCAUGGUGGAGGUAAUGUCAGCUUGCAUGGCUGCUUCUGGAACGGGCUCACUAGUCUUUAUUGAUGAUGUAACUCAUGAAGGUAGCAGCAGAAUGAAUUCUGAAGUCGACAAAACCAUUUUGUCUAGCAUUUUACAGAAAAAUGCAUCCUAACUAAUCGGGAGAAGCUUCAACAGGCAACAAGACAAUGACCCAAAACGCACUGCCAACACAACAAAGGACUUCAUCGGGGGGAAAAGUGGAAGGUCUUAGACUGUCCAAGUCAACCACCGCACCUUAACCCAAUAGAGCAUGCAUUCUACCUCCUGAAGAGGAGACUGAAGGGAGAACCCCCCAGAGACAAGAACUGAAAGAGGCUGCAGUAAAGGCCUGGAAAGCAUUUUAAAUGUAGAAUGCAACAGUAUGGUGAUGUCAAUAGGUCGCAGGCUUGAUGCAGUUAUUGCGAGCAACGGUUAUGCCACCAAAUAUUAAAUGUUAUUCACUUUAAGUCAAUUUAAUAAUGUCCGUUCCAAGACUUUGGCUCACUCGAAAAGUGGGCUGCUUCAAACAAAAAGGUGCUCUGUCCUGAGUUGUUUAACACAUCCCGAUGUAAAUACAAUGAAAUAGAAGCUGGAAUUCUGAAGUUUUGUCUCACAUUCAUCUUUUGAUCUGAAACCCAAAUGUUUUCAGUAUACAAGAAAAACGUAAGGAAUAAAUCUUGCCGCUCCAAUGCUUUUGGAGGGGACUGUAUACUGGCAAGGUGAUGUGGCAUGUAUGUGAUUUUGUUCUGUUGAACGCCAAAGCAAUUCUGAUGGUUGUUAAGGUUAUAAAGAUGCAGAUACCCUGCAUGGAGGCUAUACUGUACCCCUCAUUGACUUGUGUGUAAUGAAUCAUGGAUGGUACUAGAAUCAAUAUUAAAUCUGCAAAACAGA